Messenger RNA from Owenia fusiformis, 3078 nucleotides. The record is from the annotation of a GenBank genome assembly. Lineage: Eukaryota; Metazoa; Annelida; Polychaeta; Sabellida; Oweniidae.
UUUCAGAUCAAUAGAUUGAAUUCCAAUAUCCAUCAUGAUCUGAAUGUACCUACAAGCAACCAUGGCUUGACUUGAAUACUGAAGUGCACCUACAUUUGGAACUGUACUGGGUAUAUAAACAUGUGGCCUGUUCGCCUCGACUUCUCCGGUUAUGGGGAGUUCAGCCUCAAGUGAAAGUGAAUCUUCAAGGCCAUCAUCAAGGAAUAUACCAUCACCAAGAUCUCAAGCACCAUCAAGAAGAGAGCGGUCUACUUUUAAGGAGGUUCAACUCAACCAGAGGGAUUCCCAAUUGGGAAACCCCUCUGGUGGGGAAACCAUGGCGACCCAGUCUCAUUCUGGGUCCGAGCAGACGGACCAAUCAAAUAUCAGCCCUCAAAGGUCAAACACACAACAGCAAGGUGGUUCACAGCCCCAAAUAAGAAUAACACGCCAGGAAUCCCAAAGUCGAUGGCAGGGGGCAUACCAGCAAUAUCAGUACCCACAAGGAUACUACCAUAACUCUGGGCAGAGAUAUGGCCAAGGGGGGCAAUAUGGGGGAAUGUAUGGUGUGACUCAAGCGGCAGUGGGUCAUCAACAGCAACAGCAGAGACUGCAAUAUAAGGAAGAUGAUAUAGUAUUCGAGACAUUCUACCAUGUUAAUGGACAAGCACUUACAUGUAUGUACAAGAAUGGGCAGAGAUACGUACUAGACUCCUGGCAAACACAGACUUGGCAGCCUUUCCCAAUGCAGUGGUACAACCAAGGUACCCUUGUGACUAAUAGUGUAGUCAAGUCUGAUCAGCCUGUACAGAAUGAAGCAUCAUCUUCAAACAACACUACCACAGCAGGCACAUCUAUAGAUGACAGGGAAGGAAAAAUAGCUCACCCCAAGAGAGGAAAGCUACAUACUUAUCUAUUUGAGGAGAAGCGUAAUGUCCACUGUUACUAUGACACAAACAGUGGAACUUGGAUGAAGAUGCCAGUACAUUGGGAACUAUAUUCUCCACUUGUAAGACAGAUGGUAGCUACAAUAAAGGAUGACUGCCCAGAAUGGAAGAAUGAACAUGACAUUAUAGCCACACUUCGAGCAUGUAACUAUAAACCUGAUGAUGCAAUAGCAACUUUCCUUGCAUGGGAUGAAAUCUUUGACCAGAGUGCAGGAGGUACCAGUGACAUUAAUAUAAUCCUGGAAAAAGAUGAAAAUAUUGCCACUCUGGAGAAGAAAAGAGAUGUUCUGUGUGUCCAGUUAAGCAAGUCUUUCGAGGACCUGGAGUCUGAGAGAAAGCAGAAGCAAAUCCUCGAAUCUAGGGUUCAUGAACUCCAAGAGCAGCUAUCCAGCAUGGAGGUCGAGGCAAGGACAGCUACAGUGGCUCUGGAAGCCUUACAAAACCAGAGACCAAAGACAGCAAGACCAAAGACUGCUAGGCCCAAAACUCCACAGGUUGAGUACAGGACAGAAUACAUUGAGAUAGAGAAAGAUACAGUGGACCCUGCACUAGUUGAAGAUACUGCCACUGCCACUAAGGAUCUACAUAAAUCAUUCCUAAUGCUCAAGAGAGAAACUCAACAACAUUUACAAGAUCUUGGCAAGAUGUUAACACAGGUUGUGACUAGUGUCAUGAGUCUGAAAACAGCUGACAGUGGCCAAUCCAAAGAACUUCAGGAAAUUAAAGAACUAUACAGAAGAGAAACUAUGCAACGUAAAUUGCUCUACAAUAAGUUGCAAGAAUUAAAAGGCAAUAUACGGGUGUUCUGUCGAUGUCGUUAUGACAACCGAGUUGAUUGUAGCCAUAAUUUCCCAUCAGACCAAGAAGUCACACCCCUGGGUAGCAAGAAACCAUUCAGUUUUGAUAGAGUAUUUACCCCGCAGGCAACUCAAGCCGAGAUAUUUGAAGACACAUUGCCAAUCAUUACAUCAUGUGUAGAUGGAUACAAUGUGUGUAUCAUGGCAUAUGGGCAGACUGGUAGUGGCAAAACACAUACUAUGAUGGGUCCUAAGAAUGACCCUGGGGUGAAUAUUAGGUCUAUUGAAGAACUGUUAAGGAUUUGCAGUGAAAGAGAAAAAGUGCAGUAUAAACUUGAGGCUUCCAUGGUUGAGAUUUAUAAUGAAACAAUCCAGGAUCUGUUAUCACCCACCCCUACCACUUUAGAACUCAGAGCUCAAGGGAACAAAAUCAACCUCCCCAACCUGACCAAGAAGCUGGUAGAGUCAAAAGAUGAUAUACAGAAAAUCAUGGACAUGGGGGAUAAGAAUCGAUCUGUUGCUUCAACAAAGAUGAACUCAACGAGUUCAAGGUCACAUUUACUAUUCAUGAUCAGCUUAGAAGGACGAGAUAAAGUCUCUGGUGCUGUUUCAAAUGGUACAUUGACACUUUGUGACCUGGCAGGGUCGGAGAGAAUAGCAAAGACAGAGGCAACUGGUCAACGAUUAGUUGAAGCGGCUGCCAUCAAUAAGUCUCUUUCUGCUCUUGGACAGGUGUUUGCUGCUUUGAAGAGUAACCAGUUACAUGUACCUUAUCGCAACUCCAAGCUCACUCACCUGUUACAACCUUCUCUAGGAGGAGAUGCAAAGGCCUGUUUGUUCGUGAACAUAAGUCCUGCAGAGUCAAACGUAACUGAAUCUGUCAGCACCUUGCAGUUUGGCAGUGGCGCUAAACAAAUCAGUCUAGGCCAAGCAAAACAGAAUGUAAAGAAAGCACCAUUGAAAAGUAAAAACUCAAAUAUUGGACCAGCAAACUGGGAUCUUGAUCAACUCUGAUGAUAUGUUGGUCAUUCUCUCAAGGAAGUAUUGGAAUCUGCAAGAAUUCACUAAGUGUCACUGUAGUAUUCUACUAGGAAUUUGGAUUUUGUGUUAUGGUAGUCUUGCUUCAAGACUGUACUUCCCCCUAUGUACUUCACUUUCACCAAUACAACUGGUGCAGUAGAUAAGUGGGAAGGGUACAAGACUAUGGGUGUGUCUAUGAUGGAAGUUCUAGACAUUAGGCAGAUAGAUGGUGCAGUGAUUGGUAUGUUUACGAGGGGUGAUCCAAAAGUCUUGGACGCUCCACUCUAACUUUGCUAUUUCUUAAUGAAAUUACAUGAAACUUGCAGAGAGUAAAG